AUGGAGUCCGAAAUAAGAAUCAAGGGUUCGGUGAUGAAGAGACGGCGGAGUCAGCUCGUUGAAGAAAACCACAUGGCUUCGAAGGAUAAGAUGCUCUCGGAGACGCUGCUGCGCGACAUGAGGCGAUAUGCCGACAUGGACAUAGACGAGCUCCUCGCGAAGCUGAGUGAGGCCGAAGUGCAGCAGCUCACCUCCAUGGUCGACCCCGACGAUUCCAUGAUCCCACCUUCCGAACGAUGUAAUUACCGGACCAACAAGGAACCGACGGGACCUCUCAACCGACAGAAGCUUCUCAAGUUCCUCGAGCAGUACGCCACCGAACAGGAGGACAUUCCGGAACUCGUUAAAUACACGCCGGGCGUGAAACGAGGUCGAGUAUGGGAGCCGCCCGUGAAGAAGGCCGUCGACCCGAAUGAUGACGAUAGCAUUCCGAUCGAGCUGGAUAUCGAGGAAUCUCAAGCCUUGGCGGCGGCCACUACCAAGGAUCUCGUCGAUUUAGCUUCGAUUCUGGGUCUCCAUUGCACCUGGGCGACGUUCGAGAAAGUCGUGAAAGCCGAAAUGCCGCUGCCGGUCGCAAACCUCCCAGAUAAUGCCACCAAUCCGGAGAAGACGGCUCAGAAGGUUUUCAACGAUGAUGACGACAUGGUCGAGCUCAACUGGAACAAUAUCAAACACAUAAAACGAGACGUUUUUCGAAAUUUAUUCGACGGCCUGAGACGGAAUACGAAUCUGAAGGCUUUGUCUCUGGCGAACACCAAUCUCACGGAUUCGACUGCCGAAUAUCUUCUUGAAGCCAUCCGUCAGAACAGGAACCUGAAGAUCCUCAACGUGGAAUCAAAUUACCUAUCUGGGAACAUGAUUAGGAACUUGUUUGAAGCAGUCAAUGUAAAUCAGAGUGUCACGGAACUGCGCACCGCGAAUCAACGGCCGUCGGUCCUCGGGAACAAAGUAGAGAUGGACAUUGCUCGAUUAGUAGAAGCCAACGGAUCAUUGCUAUCGGUGGGAAUCCACCUAGACUUCGCCGAUGCGCGGAGUCGGGUAGCUGUACAUCUCGAGAAGAACCUCGACAAAGUGAGGAAAAUCCGCACAGGGAAAAACUGAAAACCCACCGCCUGCUCCACUCACCGAGAGGAGCUCGAAGUCGCUAUCGUUCCGCGGCGUACAAGAAGAGCUCUGCCGGCAGAUAUCGACGACGUCAUUCCCGUUUCCGAAACGCCACAACGACGAUUGAGCGUGAUUCCCGCUUGAUUGGAGGACGACCCGUUUCUUGCUCGACUCACCAGGGUCGCCCGAAAAUAUUCCUGGCGACUGCAUCGACGGCGGGGC
Molecule: messenger RNA, 1326 nt
Organism: Galendromus occidentalis (western predatory mite)
Lineage: Eukaryota; Metazoa; Arthropoda; Arachnida; Mesostigmata; Phytoseiidae
Product: tropomodulin
Exons: 9
Coding region: 1-1101 (366 amino acids)
Biological process (GO): myofibril assembly; actin filament organization; pointed-end actin filament capping
Cellular component (GO): cytoskeleton; myofibril
Molecular function (GO): tropomyosin binding
Source: RefSeq, a predicted model, not a curated record